Molecule: messenger RNA, 1443 nt
Organism: Sphaerodactylus townsendi
Lineage: Eukaryota; Metazoa; Chordata; Lepidosauria; Squamata; Sphaerodactylidae
Product: zinc finger protein 79-like
Exons: 5
Coding region: 1-1443 (480 amino acids)
Biological process (GO): regulation of transcription by RNA polymerase II
Cellular component (GO): nucleus
Molecular function (GO): DNA-binding transcription factor activity, RNA polymerase II-specific; RNA polymerase II transcription regulatory region sequence-specific DNA binding
Source: RefSeq, a predicted model, not a curated record
AUGGCGCUUCAGAGCUUUUCUGUUACGAAAGGAAGCCGAGGGGCCUCCGAGGGAGAGUUUUGCAGCCAGCGAGCAGAAUUCACCAGCCCUGGCUGGGAUGCCAAUGAAAGUGAGAAGCGGAACAGAAAGCCUGAGAGCAACACAUGGAGUGGCCGAGCCGAGGGAAGCGAUGGAGACAGGAGUUGCCACAUGCUAAAGGUUUCCAACUCUGGACACAUCCUGAAAAGUUCACAGCUGCCGUUGGAUGAAAAACAGGAGGCUGACUGGGAAGCAACUUUGUCUGGCAAUGAGCAAACACCAGAUGAUGAUGAAGAAGCUUCAGAGGGGGACCGACCUGAGCAAGUGGUUAUUGGGGGAAGCUUGCUGGAAAGACCCAAAGGGAAAGGUUUCCAGGGUCUUGCGAUAGAAGAGAGAGUUGGAAGUCAUCAGGGAUCAGAAAAUCCUUCGGAAAACUCUCCUGGAAAGGCACCAAAACUUUGUGAGGAACCUGAUAGGGGCUUACCAGAGAGCACUUUUCAGGAGGGAAUCCGCAAGCACGCUGACACAGGGGAAAACCCCUGUCAGCGUUUUGUGAGUGAUAAACCCCACAAAUGCUCCUUUUGUGAAGCGAGUUUCUAUGAGAGAACGCACUUGGUCAUUCACGAGCGAAUCCACACUGGAGAGAAACCGUACAAAUGUUCUGUGUGCGAGACAUGGUUUUCUCACCCCUCGGAGCUGCUGAGGCAUGAAGAGACCCACAUGCCCGAAAAGCCCCACAAAUGCGGCGUCUGUGGAAAAAGCUUCAACCAGAAGGCCUCUCUGAUCACCCACGAGCGAACCCACACAGGGGAGAAACCAUACGAAUGCUCCGAGUGUGGGAAGAGCUUCAGCACAAGCUCCCAGCUCAUAACGCAUAAGCGAGUCCACACGGGUGAGAAGCCAUACAGUUGCUCCUACUGUGGCAAAAACUUCAACCAGAAAGCAUCCCUAAUCACCCACAAAAGAACCCACACAGGGGAGAAGCCGUACGAAUGUACACUGUGUGGGAAAAGUUUCAGUGCUUGCUCCCAGAUCAUAAACCCCAUCCAGGGAACACACACAGGGGAAAAGCCGUAUAAAUGUUCCGACUGUGGGAAAAACUUCAGCCGAAGUUCCAACCUGACGGCACAUAGCAGGAUCCACACAGGAGAAAAGCCAUAUAUUUGCUCAGGUUGUGGCAAAAGCUUCAGGCAGAAGGCGUCCCUCAUUACUCACAAGAGAACCCACACAGGAGAGAAACCCUUUGAGUGCUCUGAGUGUGGGAAAAGCUUCAUUUCGAGCUCUCGCCUCGUAAGCCAUAAAAGGGUGCACACCGGAGAGAAACCGUAUGAGUGCUUAGAGUGUGGGAAAUGCUUCAUUUCUAGCUCCCACCUUCUAAGCCAUAAGAGAGUGCACACAGGAGAGGAGCCGUAUAAAUGCUCAUAA